Cylindrotheca closterium is the source of this 564-nucleotide messenger RNA. NCBI's taxonomy places the organism in Eukaryota, Bacillariophyta, Bacillariophyceae, Bacillariales, Bacillariaceae. The record is from the annotation of a GenBank genome assembly.
AUGGCUCCUAGAGUCGCAGCGGAAAUCAGUUUUGAGCAAAACACCAUUUGCAAUCCACAAUAUGUGUUUGAUCAUCACAAGCCUGUCAAGCUUGCCGGUUACAUGAUGGAUGCCGAGUGGGAAGAAUUCGUUGAGGACAUUGAAAACACCUUGGUACCAGCCAAGAAAUUCCAGAGAUCAAUAACGGCUAUUUCAGCAACGUUCCUUGUUCUUUACAUUGUUAUCCUCAUCUCAUCCUUGACUAUUCUAAAAGAGGUCGAACCCUCAGUUAUCCAGUUGAGCGUCAUGAUUGCCGUCAAUGCUCUCUUUAUUCUCUCGCUCUUUCGCGCGGAGAAAGGUGUGAGGGAUUUGGCCAAGCGAAGGCUGCGAAAGGUGCUCGUUGCAGCUGGCGCAAAACACUCAAAGCUGUCGUUUGCACUCAAGCAACAAGAGCGUGGAAAAGGAAUCUUCAUGUACCUUGAAAUUUGUAUUCUGGAGCCCCUUGCAGCCCAUGGCGGAUGGGACGAGGGGAGUGACGGGGAAGUGGUUUUGAACCUGGAAAUGGAAGAGAUAGAAUCCGCAUGA